CCUACAUGCUAUCAAAAGCUAAAGAAAAGAAGUGGGUUUUGAUCUUCUGCGGGCAGCACGCGCUCGUUCGGUUUUUUUUCUGUGGCUGAUUUUGACGCUGAAACAUAGACGAUCUUUGUGCUGCACACGAAAGGGAAAGGAAACGGCGAGCUCUCCAUUCCGAAGCCCCUGACUGUCUGUCUCUCAUCUUAACGGAACCGAGUGUGACACCGAUCGGAAGCUCUGAGACGAACAACGUUCACUUCUCGAUUUUCACGAGUUUCGCUGUCCAGUUUUAUUUUUUACUCCUCCUCCUCCGCCGAGCUUCCUGGCCGUUGAGGGAAUUUGCUUUCGGGUGAAAUCCAAGGAGAAUCCAGAUUCAUCUUAUCGAGCCCGACUGCACAAAGUUGAUCGGCAAGCUAGCUAGCUAGCCACCUAGCUAACACUCAGCUAGCUUACUUGCUAACUAGCUUGCACGGCUCGUUUUUGGGAAGCCCAUUUUUUUUUAUCCCAGCAGUUCAGUUUUGGGCGUCGUUUUUUUUGCCAUUGCGCGGCAGCUGGCUGUGGUCCAUUUCUCACACGGCUGUUUUGCGGCGAGGUUUUGCUAGUUGGCGGCGAACCGGGUUGUUGUUAGCUAGCGUGCUCGAUAUAGCCUGCUAGCUAAUACCCUGCGUAUUUAGCCUGGAAGCCAGUUCAAGGCCUCAGUCCAGCUCCACCAUUAGCUGCCCCUACAGUCUUUGCAUUGCCGUGCAGUGAGAGUUGACAGCUUACUUGGUGACACAGAGACUUCUCCCUGAGGAGCCAAGAAGCAGACGGCUCAUGACUUCUGACCAGGACACGAAAGUUGUAGCUGAACCACAGGUGCAGCAAGUACAAGAGGCAAAAGAGAACUCUCAUUUGGAAUCCGCCAAGGUUUCAGACCUCAACCCCAAUGCGAAAGCAUGGGCCAACCACAUGUUUAGCCUGGACCCCAGUGGGAGCGCCGACACCACACCUGCUGCCCUCCAGCCAUGGAAGGAAGGCUCCGAUAGUUCGGCCGACCCCGGCCCAGAAGGCUAUGAAGCCAGUGAAGACAAGGCUUUCAAGGAGCCUCUACUAGCCGACCCGGAUGAGCCUCCACCGGUCCCAGUGAUGCUGGCCGACCCGGCCCCCGACGCCUCCGUCACCCUGGAGUGCCCCGAGCCAGCCUACACAGAAUACCCCGAGCCUGGGCAGGAUGCCGCGCACACAGCAGGCAGCGACCCCCAGCCGGAGAAUCCCCAGGAGGGCCUGAGGGAGCAUCUGAAGAAGACGCUGGAGUUCUGUCUUUCCCGGGAGAAUCUGGCCAGCGACAUGUACCUCAUCUCCCAGAUGGACAGCGACCAGUACGUGCCAAUCGUGACGGUGGCCAACCUGGACCACGUCAAGAAGCUCAGCACCGACGUGGAGCUGAUCGUGGACAUUUUGCGAUCUCUGCCAUUGGUCCAGGUGGAUGAGAAGGGGGAAAAGGUGCGGCCCAACCAGAACCGCUGCAUCGUCAUCCUCAGAGAGGUUCCUGAGAGCACGCCCAUCGAGGAGGUUGAGGCUCUUUUUAAAGGGGACAACCUACCCAAGUUCAUCAAUUGUGAGUUUGCCUACAACGACAACUGGUUCAUCACCUUUGAAUCAGAAGCAGAUGCACAGCAGGCAUAUCAGUAUCUCCGUGAGGAGGUGAAGACCUUCCAAGGGAAGCCGAUUAAGGCGCGGAUAAAGGCGAAGGCAAUCGCUAUCAACACUUUCAUGCCAAAGAACGGUUACCGGCCGGUGGAGGUGAACCCGUACGCCCAGCAGCGCUACACGUCCUACUACAUCCCGCCGGUGUACAGCCCGCAGCAGCAGUUCCCCCUGUACAGCCUCAUCACGCCGCAGGCCUGGUCAGCCACACACAGCUUCAUCGACCCCACGCUGGUUACUCCAUUUCACAACACCCAGUUCAUCAACGGAUUUACAUCACACAGUUUCAAACCAGCGACGUCUCCUCUCACCGUCAGACACUACUCACCCAGGAACAGGAAUCACAGUAAGCCUCACCUGAGGCCGACCAUCCCCACGGCGGACCGCAGCUCUGGGCUCCUGGACAGCCCGGGCCUCUUCUCCAGCUUCCCCAGCGAGAGGCUCCUCAACGGGGUCCGCAGCAGCCCCCCGACACGGCUCCCCACCAGUCAGCCCAGAGCCAGGUUACCCUCCACUGUGGCCUUCCCCCGCAGGGACGGCGUGGGCACGGGACGCGUGGCCGAGCCCGUCACCACUGACUACUCCCUGGGCAUGGGCCGAGGAAGGAAAAAUGUUUCUGCUUCUAGGAAAAAGAGGGACGAAAAGUUUACAAGAGUGACGCCUCAGUCGCCUCCUCCUCCCAAACCGCCGUCUCCGAGCUUCGAGCUGGGCCUGUCCAGCUUCCCCCCCCUGCCCGGAGCGGCGGGCCAGCUGAAGACCGACGACGUGUUCGACAACCGGCUGGCCAGCAGCGUGGUCGUGGGGAACACCAAGGAACGGAACGUCAGUGUUGAUGCCAGUUCAGGAGGCACUCUGUCUCCUGGGGGCCUCAGAGAGCCUCUUCGCACCUCCUCCUCUUCCUCCUCCUCCCCUCUGCCCACGAGCUUCCAGGCCUCGCCGGCGGCACCGACCUCGACCUCCGCUCCGACCCCGGCCUCCGGGCCUCCCCAUGGUCCCGCCGCCCCCCUCCCCGCAGUGGAGGUGAAGGUGUCGGAGGUGAAGCAGAAGGAGGUGCAGGUCACUGUGGAGCGGGUUCCCGGCACUCUGUCCACUGCGAGCAAAUCGGUGCAAGUCAACGGUGCUGCCACAGAGCUGAGGAAGCCCUCCUACGCUGAGAUCUGCCAGCGGAUUAAGGACGCCCCGACACUACAGCCGCCGCAGGGAGCCCCCAAGGAAGCCAAGCCAGCCUGCGCUGCCCCCGCAGGCGAGGAAAGGAAGUGCCCCGACGCCUCGGCCCCGGCCGGCGAGCCCAAGCCCAGAGAGACUUACCCGCCCUCGUCCAAGCCCGGGGCGGCCGCCGUCACCCCGGGACGACCCCCGCGGGAGGCCAGGAGGCCGCCCGGGCGAUGGCCCUCCCCGCCCCCACACCCAGGGAAAACCCCCAGCAAAGAUCCCCACCACACCCCGCCCAAGUCCCCGCAAUAGGGCGACACCCCUCGGCCCCCUCCCACGCCCUCCUCUUCUUCUUCCCUCCUCUUCCUCCACAAAUGCGUACAAAAAAAAGGAAAUAUAAGUCAGGGCUACUCAAUACUUAUAUCCCAGAAUCACCAGUCACAAACAAGCAUAGAGGACGCCUUCUUUUCUGGAUCAGGGCUUGCAGACAAAAAAAAAAAAAAAGCACUUUACUGUGCAUGUAGAGCACCGUUUCAUUCUUUUUAUCCUAUUUAUUUGGUUUUCUUUUUUUUUUUCUUUUAAUUUAAAUUUUAUUUUGUCCUGUUUUCUCUUUUGCAUUACGCAGACGUCGGUCUGCAGCUCAACGCAGACCGCAGCGGAGCUCAUUUAUCCGUCGUGUCCAAAACAAACUGCCUUCCGGGAUUAAAUUCAGUGUUUUGCGAGAAGCAGGGCAUUGGUGGAAGCCGCCCCCCAGUGGAUGAUGGGAAGAAACCGUGCAUAUAACAACAGACUCCAUCGUGUGUUUGGCUCCAACAGUGAGGAGGGGAGUGUUUUUUUUUUUUUUUUUUUUUCUCUCGCUUGGUGAGCGGUCACGUGGCACUGUUGUGUACUUUUUUAUGUAGCUGAACUGUAGGUCAUUAAUUAGCAAAUCAGUCUCUUUUUUUCAUAUUCACACCCAUAUGCAAAACUAACACUCAGAUCUCGACAAGACUCGAUCCUUUCGUUUACACUUCCUCCGAGCGAUUUUGCUGAUUUCUCCUUUACUCACGCUAGACGAUGACUUUUGUUUGCCAGUUGUGGAAUCUCACAUCCUUACAAUUUUUUUUUUUUUUUUUUUUUGCAUACCGGUGCAGUUAGCAAUCAACAUUGGGUGGUUUCAAGAGCGCCUUCGUGUUUUCUCUCUCUCUGGUGUUUUCCUCCGUAAAGAAUCACAGCUUCCCUCCACUGGACUCUCCCAGAUCUUCUUACUAUGCUACCUUUUUUUUUUCUGGCUGAAGGAAAUGUGCAGAUGUGUGGUGAGUGGUUUGGUCUGGUUGCUGGCAGUGUGUGUGUGUGUGUGUGUGUGUGUGUGUGCGUGUGUAAACUGUACAUGGUAAAUCAUACAAAAAAUAGCGCCGCUUCUCAGGCUCAGUUGCAUUUUCCUGGCAGAACAGCAGAGGGAGCUAUUAAACAAAGUCAGCCAGUUCCUGCACCGCUCUCCUCUCUCCUCAUUUCCUGUUAAACUGUGGAAUAAUAUUUCAGCAGGCACAUACUGUUGAGGGAAGACGUUUCAGGCGUGAUUCAGACUGUAUCUUUACAAAAAAAAGAGGAAAAAAAGGCCGUUCUCGUGUGAAACGGGCAGGUUUGCUGUGGAGAUUGAGCUCGGAUCAGGAUGGGAAAGUAACACCAGCCUCCAUUCGGUCGCUCGGUAAAUUUUUCCCUACGGCCGCCGAGCUUGAGAGUCCGAUCAUUUUGGAGGAGGUGCUGUUGUUGUUUGAAGUGUCUGGUAAAGUACUCAAAGUGACAGGUUUAGUUUUGGGAUUUUUUUUUUUUUUUUUUUUUUCCUUUUUCAGCCGCUGUGUUAGUUUCCCACCCUGCCUUAAACGCACCGAAGCGGCGCGCGCGUGGUUCAGAAACGUGGCGGGGAUGUUUCUGUUCAGAUCGGUUCAAGCAGCGGCUUGUCUCUGGUUAUUUCUCCUAGGUGCUAGACGUCGAAUCCUGGAAUCUGUUACUACAAUUCACCUGGUACUGUAUACGUAGAAAAUACUUGAUUUAUGAUAUUAACAAAACGUUUGCACUGUUGGUCUUUUUUUUUUUUUUUUUUAAUUCAAAUGUAAUGUUCGGUGACUUGCAGACAAAAUGAUUAGUCGAUCUUACCUGAAUCAAAAAGGGAAGAUUCUUUCCUCCUGGAGGUAAAGGAAUAAAACAGAAUAAUUUUGUUGCUGUCUUUGAGCCUGUUCAGUUUCACGCAAAUUCCCGGAGCGAUUUCAGCGCAUCACCCGAUCUGACUUAAGGAUAACCCUGCAAUAUUAUUACACUGUCGGCGCGUGUCCCGUUUUGUCGGACGCCUGAGAAACAUUUUUGUCAAAGCUUUCCGUUUUGUUUUGUUUUGUUUUUUGUUUGUUUGUUUGUUUGUUGGUUUUUCCCCCAGCAUAUUCCCGCUGUGCAUUUGCAUCGCUUGCAGGCAGUUGUGUUUUUGACAGCGCUGUAUGCUCAUCUUAAAUUUUGAUUUUUUUUUUGUUUUUGUUUUUUAUUUUAUAGUGAAGGAAUUGGUGUACGCGUAGAGAGAUGCGGUGGCUUGGCUUUUUUUGGCCUCUGAUUCAGUAUUAAAGAAAAAAAAUGGGUUGUGUAGCUGAUGACUAUGAGAAGUGAGAUGGUUGGACAGACCUAGAAUAUUUAACCAAAACUAAACAGAUGAAGGUAAAUGGCGAGUGGGUUGUUGUUGUUGUUUUUCUUUGGAAUGUAGGCGUGGCUUAGCUUUUGCUAUGAUGGACUAUGAGCGAGUUUUUGUCGGCAGGCUCGUUUGGACGGAGUUGAAUCAGUCGUCCCUCAGUUUAAACCCUUAACAGGGACGAGAGCAGGGAAGUUACAAAUUGUAAAUCCUGUAAAAUCCUUUCAUCGCUGUCAGUUUGUUCAGCUCCCGCCUUUUGGUGUUGAGUCGUUACCACUAGAGUUUCUGUUUCUCCUUUUCCCUUUUCUUCUUCUUUUUUUUUUUUUUUUUUAAAGUGUCCGUACGACGUACUCCCUCAUCGGCCUCUUCUAGCUCUCAAACACUUUCACUCAUCGAGUUUGCACACAUUUUCUUUUCGUCCUGAGUUAAAGCUGUUAAAAGAUUCACCAAAGCACGCAGACCUUCUUCUUGCCACUUCACAUUUAUGCGGACAAAAUCGAACAGCUGUUCGGCCAACAGAUGUUACAGUAAAAGCACAUUUGAGGUCAAAGGAACUCAACAUCCUUGACUCGCGUUGAGCCGACGGUGGUUUUUUUUUUGCUGUUCAGGGUCGAGAAGUUAACACUACACCAGCCGAAUGCAGAUUCAUGUGGACGUAAACCAUACGUUGGGUUGUUUUUUUGGUUUGGUUUUGUUUUGUUUUUUGUUUUUUGUUUUUUUUUGGACAACAGACUGCUGUUUGGGCCUCGGCGAAGGCGCGGCAAGCAAAAACAUGAUUUUGAUUUUCACAUUAAUGUGAAGCAGCAAGAAAACAGAUGCAGGGUGGGGAUUUGCCACCGACCAAAUGUUGGUUAAAAAAAAAGUCGGAAAGUCAGGCAGAAAAUCAACUGGAGCUCCUGUUCUGUGUUUAAAAAACAACAACAACAAAAGAAAAAAAAAAAAAAAACAGGUGAAAUAGGGAAACUAGCAGCAUUAGGCGACUCCAAAAAUGUAAUCGGCGGAUUAAGUCAGGAAGCGGCUGGUGUUAAUUCUGGGAUGUAACGGCCUCUGCCGGCUGCGGACAGGAAGUGAGUCGGCCUCCCUGCUCCUGCGUGUGCUCGGGUCGGUCUUUGUCACCUCAGAUGCUCCCUAAAAAAAAAAAAACAACACACAAACAACAACAACAACAAAAAAAAAAAAACACUGUACUAUACACGAAGCCUGUUGGGGGCAACCUCACCCAUGCGAUGUGGACCUUGCAUGUACCGGUGUCUCGCCGAAGUCUUCCUGCAACAAGAAGCAUUCUGGGUAAUCCCACUAAGAAAACAGGAGCCCAUCUGCAGAAGGGAAAGCUUCAUUUAAAAAAACAAAAAAACAAAAAACAACAAAAAAAAAACAACAAAAACAAACAAAAACAAAGCCUGUACUCACAGUCAUAGCUGCUUUUGAUUUGGACGCUAAAUCUUGAGUUUGCAAAAAACUUUUUUUUUUUUUUUUUUUCUUAAUGUUUUGGAUCCUGAAGGACUGAGAUGCACUUGGAUGGGUAGAUUUUUUUUUUUUUUUUUUUUUUGGUCAUUGGUGGAAAUGGUAAUCAAGAUGAAAAUACACCAUAUCCGCUUAUUUAUAAACCAAUGCUGUUUAUUCCUAGAGAAAUAUCGUUAAGCUUUCUUUUUAGGGAGAAGAAAAAUAGAGAUGCAUCUAGGUCUCUAUAUAUACGCAAAAUGUAAGAUUUCCAUCCAGUGUUUGAGAAACUUGAAUUUUAUUUAAACUUGAAAAAUGACUUUGCCUUAACUUUUAUACAAGACGAGCAUAGAGUUUAUUUCUUUUCAAAAAAAAAAACCCCUAAAUGUAAACUAAGCGUGACACAUGGAAAAUAUUUAGUCCUACCAAAUGUCACCAAGUCUUACUGAGAGAGUACAAAUCUAGCAGCGUUUUUUUUUUCUUUCCCUUUUUUCUUUUUUGUAAAAUGUACGAAAAAAAUCUCAUUUGAUUGUUCUUUUGUCUCUUGUUUAAUAGUUUUCAGGUUGUUUUUGGGGGAAAAUAUAAACCUUGUAAAUGCAAAACUAGUCAAUACUGUAUUAAAUAUGUGCACUUUGAAGUGUGUGCUUUGCUUGUACAGUUGUAAAUACUGAGAAAAAUAUAAGAGGUACCUUAAAAUGAUAUAAAAAAUAUAUUGAUCUCGUUGAACUAUUAAUGUCGCUAUCAAGCUGGAUGUAGGAUAUAAAAAAAAUUAAUGUUGUGGUUUGAAAAUAUUUUUCUUUGAUUUUUUUUUUUUUUUUUUUUUUUUUAUUAUAAUUAUUUUUUGUUUUGGUGUGCAGAGUUUGAAUUCUGCCCCGCUUUGUGACGUGGGCAGGUUGUCUGAUUGUAAUUUUUUUUUUUUCUCAUCAUUUUCAUUCCAUUUUCCUCCCUGUGCCCCUGUGGUAUUGACGAACAUCUGAUCGAUGACCGUGAUCAAGCCGCGUGUCCACCGCCGUCCUCUUGUCAACGUUUGUCUUUGUUAGAAAAGAUGCUCUUCUGCCUGUUUUUAGCACCGAGGGCGCGACAAGUUGGAAUAAUAAAGGUGUUUCGGCGAGAGAAAAAAACACCUACAGUCAGAUUUUCGAUCAUCGCAUAACAGCAGUCGCCACAAAAGUUCGACUGAUGUGUUUUUCUAGACUGUAACCGAUGUUUUUGGAUUGAAAAUGCUGAUAUCUGAUCAUCCAGAAGCUUAAAUUGCCAUUCAAUGCCAAAAAAUACAGCAAAUAUUCAGGAUUUCAGUUUGGAAAAGCUUCUGAAGCUUCUUUUAGUUCCAUCAGAAUCCCACGAGGACCCAGUUUGUGCAGGCGGAUGGCUAUGCCUGAUAAAUUUGUAGGUACAUUAUUCUGUUUUAAUGCCAAAAAAACAACUAAUAUUCAACGUUUCCAACUGAAUUUAGUUCUUUCCAUGGUGGGAAAAGCUGCAGAAAUAUAAUUUAGAAGUGUGAUGACACUCAAAAUCUCCAUCGAAAUCCCACGAUGACCGGGGUUUUGCAGGCAGAUAAUGACAUUUUUUGGAUCGAUCUCUGAUAUUUUGUGAUUAAAUAUCACUGUUUAAUGUCCAAAACAAGCAACAUUAGAGUUUCCAUCUGAUUUUUAUUCUUUUGUGGCUGGAAAAGCUUCUGAAGAAUCAUUUAGAAACAUUGAAAUCCCACCAUCAUCCAGCUUCUGCAGGCUGAUGCAGAUAGAUUUCUAUUGGAGAUGCCAGUGCCUGAUGAUAAUAAAUUAUAUUUUGCUGUUUUAAAGCCAAAAAAAAAGUUUCCAACUGAAUUUUUCAGGGAGGAAAAGCUUCGAGAGAUACCAUUUAUAAACGCGAUGACACCCAAAAUCCCAUGAAGAGUUUUUACAGGCUGAUUAUCAACAUUUUUGGGUUAAACUUGCUGAUACCUGAUAUUCUGUAAUUAAAUAUUGCUGUUUUAAUGGACAAAACAACUAAUAUUAAGGGUUUCCAGCUGAUCUUUACUCUUUUGAGAUUGAAAAAGCUUCAGAAGCAUCACAUCGAAACUUGGUGACACCAAAAUGCUCCGUCGAAAUCCGACAGUGACGCUAAAAAUCAAACCACAUCACGUCCAUAUCGGAGGCAGACAACAUGACGCGGCGAUAUCCGGUAGCAUUAGACGAUACAUAAUUUAAAAUGUUCAGGAAACUAAUCUGUCUGUCGGAGCGUCGCUCUUCCCUCCAGCGAGCGGAAAGUAAAGCCGGACGCCUGGUGGAUGCGCGGCCUGAGCGGCUGCUGUCUCCGCCGAGGCAGCAGCACAAAGAGUCAGCCACAGAAAAAAGCACAUGAGAAGCACAGAGUAACACCUCGCAACGUUUUCAGAUCUUUGAUCGAGCCGACGGACGCGAACCGUCGCAAAGUUCGGCGAAAACUUUGGCAAAGCGGCCGACAAGUUCCCUUUUUUUUUUUUUUUUUUUUUUUUUUUUUUUGGUUUUGCGAGAUCCGACGCAUUUUGUCCACAAUCCGGUCAAAAUGCCGAGGCCUCGGCGGGUCGAGUGAAGCUCAGUUUCCCCGCGGAGAGGUGUGUGUUGGCGCCGGACGAGCGAUCCAAUCGGUCAGGAGCCAAAAACCCUCCCCGCCUGUUCAGUGUUGAUGUUCAUGUCGUUUUCCUUCUGGUUCAUCUCGUUUCCAUCUGACUCGGUUUGUUCCUCAUGAUGUUUGUCAGCUUCCUCCUUCCCUUGAGAAAUGAUUCAUGUACAAAUGUUUUCUUUUUGUUUUGUUGUUUUUGUUUUGUGUUUUUUUUUUUGGGGGGUGGGGUUGAAGUAGACAUGCCAGUGUUUAGGCUCCAUUGGAAUCAUAGUGUAGUUGAUCUUUUUUUACACUUGUUUCAGAGAGUUUUCUGGCACAUAACCUGCGCAGCGUGCGUUGUCUUUCAAAUCAUCCCAUCACGUGGACUGCACCCGAUGUGGCCAAGAAAAUACCAAUAACUGUGCCAUUAUUAUUAUUAUUAUUAUUAUUGUUAUUAUUAUUACAACUGUUGUUUUUUUGUCUGACUGGGCAGUUUGACUUGUACAUAGCUGAGCGCUUGCCAUCUCUUGGCUUUUGUUUGUUCUUUUUGUUUUCUUAAUAUGUGACUUUCUUGUUACUGACACACAGCAAAGUCCCAUCAGAGACUUUAUUUUAUUUAGUUUUUUUUUUUUUGUUGUAAUUUUGUUUCAGUUUGUUUUACAUCUGGGGAAAUUUGAAAUGUGACACCACUCGACUGUAGGAGGGAACUCGUGCGUCGUGAGCGAGCUGAAGUCGACCCGGCGUGGCUCUUGCUUUUUGUUUUUUGUUUUUUUUUGUUUGUUUUUUUGUUUUCUUCUCCCGAGGCGUUCAAACACAGAUGCAGACUGGAUAAUCCACGAAAUUAUCACAACUGUGAAUGUGAAAUACCGUUUACCGUCUAGAGUGAGUCGGGCCCCGCCCCCCACGGCGAGGAUGGACGCUGCGGCCAGGGGCUUGAGCAUCUCAGCACUGUUGAUGGGGAUUAAAAAAAAAAAAAAAAAGACGACGCAAGUUCCUACCCUCUCCUGGCACUAAACUUCAUUUUUUUUUUUUUGGUUUGUUUUUGGGAGAAGCUCCUUUUCCUCUGAGAGCCGGAGCGACUCGCUGCAUAUCAGCCCGUCUGCCGCCCCGCCUGCCUCGCUCGGCCUCCUUCCUCCUCAUCGCCCGUUCUGACAGUGCCAUCGACUUUUUAUUUUGUUUGUGCAAAGGUUGCAGCUUGUAAAAAAAAAAAAAAAGAAAAGAAAAGAAAAAAAGAAGAAAAAAAGGACCCCCCCCUUGUGUUUUUUAUCUUCUUUCUUUUUCUUUUUCUUUGUUUUUGUUUUGUUUUUUUAAAGCAAAGAUAUAAUGAAUGCACACAAACUGACUGGAACGAGACUUGUCUCUCUCUCUUGAUCUCUCUAUCGACUCACUGUGGUUUAACUCAUUAACACUCUCACCACGCUACGCUAACCGCUACGGACAAUCGGCGACUCCGCCUCAGGGGUCGGACACGUUUCGGCUAACGACACCUUUAACAGAUGUGGAACGGAGGUUUACGCUCAAGAGGGCUUCUGAGUUUUUCUUUUUUCUUUCCGUUUCUUUUCGCUCUUCUGUUUUUUCUGGGUCUUACCGAUUCUUCCAUCGAGACUGGAAUCAAGCGUACAUGUCAGCUAUAGAUAAUUUAAGUUACUCUUGUGUCAUGAUGUAAAACUGUCUAAUUUGGAGAAAAAAAUGUAGCUUACUGAAAAAUAAAGAUUUAGGCACUGUUGAGGA
This is a messenger RNA of Myripristis murdjan (pinecone soldierfish), 11203 nucleotides long. RefSeq names its product La ribonucleoprotein 4B (gene larp4b). The record is from RefSeq and is a predicted model, not a curated record. Lineage: Eukaryota; Metazoa; Chordata; Actinopteri; Holocentriformes; Holocentridae. Gene Ontology annotation, cellular component: cytoplasmic stress granule; cytosol. Bases 799 to 3135 code for a protein of 778 amino acids. Gene Ontology annotation, molecular function: mRNA 3'-UTR binding. Gene Ontology annotation, biological process: positive regulation of translation. The transcript is spliced from 17 exons.